Lachancea dasiensis is the source of this 240-nucleotide messenger RNA. The record is from the annotation of a GenBank genome assembly. NCBI's taxonomy places the organism in Eukaryota, Fungi, Ascomycota, Saccharomycetes, Saccharomycetales, Saccharomycetaceae.
AUGGCGGAACAAUCAACGGAUCCGGUUAUCGAACGUCAUGAAAGGAGUGAUGCGGCCUAUACCAGCGAACAAAACAAAGAUCUGCUAGAAAAGACCAAACUUCUCCGAGAUACUUUAGACUUACUUUUAGAUAAAUCUGAGGCUCAAAAGAAGGCUUGCGAUCAAUUGGCACACGAAAACAGAUAUUUGCAAGACUAUGUGGAAAACCUGAUGUUGCAAGGUGACGUGCUGGAAAAAUAG